This is a messenger RNA of Amoebophrya sp. A25, 4663 nucleotides long. The record is from the annotation of a GenBank genome assembly. Lineage: Eukaryota; Dinophyceae; Syndiniales; Amoebophryaceae.
AUGCGACCAAAACGUGUUGACCUUGGCUUUGGGGACAUCCUUUCUGCCAACAACGAGGUCCACAAGUACAGUCUAGGCGGAUCUGUCGCAGUUAGUGACGUACAAGUCGCCGUUGCAUUGGAUGUCGAUUUGGUUCCAAUCGUGGAGAAGAACGAACUACCGCUUCUGGCUUUCCCACCAUUGAAUCUACGGGACAUUGUGGUUAGUUUUGCGGCAAAAGACCUAGCUCUAGAUGCGCUUGUUGCGUCGGGACUUUUUGGUCAAAAGUUCGCGUCUCUGGACAUGCCUCAACGCCAAAGCGCAGCUUGUUUGGCUGCUGCACUAGUGGAUCUCGCGGAUCCUGUGAACGGAGAAGGCAAAUGGAGCAUUGGAUUGGAAAGUACUUAGAUUUUUACCUCGUAGAUGUAAGAAUAAGUGAUAGUCAUUUUGGUGCGUUGGGACGUGUAUAUUCACCGGUUAAGCGAGCCGCCAAGUCACCGCUUUAGCGACGUGGCAAUUCACCUGUUAAGCGAGCCGCUUAUUCACCGAUUAAGCGACCCAUACAUUCACUGCAUAAGCGACUCGUCUAUUCACCGCUUAAGCGACUUCUCUUUUCAUCGCUCAAGCGACUCGUCUAUUCACCGCUCAAGCAAGUGGCGUGGCCACUGCCUAAGCGAGUGGUGUGGCCACCGCUUAAGCGAGUUGUGUGGUCACUACGUACGCACGGGUCCCGUAUCUGCCUCGAAGAGUACCUUAAGUGCCACGCCGCGUCCCUUAUGGGCCACGCCGAGUCCCUUAAGGCCCACGCCGCGUCCCUUAAGGCCCACGCCGCGUCCCUUAUGUGCCACGCCGAGUCCCUUAUGUGCCACGCCGAGUCCCUUAUGUGCCACGCAUCACAUUGUUUGGGCGCUCUAUGAAGAUAUUGAUAUCAUUUAUCCAUCGAGCUAUUCAUCUUCAACGUACACAUUCAGUCAUCAUCUUUUCGUACUUUAACCAAAUCUCAUCAUGACAGUUCUCCGUUUAUUCCUGACCGUCACGCCAAUGAGCGUCGCACUCCGCUUACAGCGCACACCAGAUCCUACAGAAGCGCAAAUCGAAACAAGCUUGAACAGCUUAUUAGAGUCGAUCCUUACAGUCUACGACCGAACCGUUCUGGGAAAAGUAAUACGUGGAGCUACAGCGAGUGCUGGAGUUGGAGCAGCAAAUGUGAUGAUUGCGGAGUUCCUCAAGAACCCUGGACCUUGUGCGGCGCGCGAUAUGGAAAUGAAGCCAUUACCAGGCUUCGCGCACCUGAUGCUGGCACUUGGGGUUUGUCUGCUGUUGGCGGCCUUUGCGUUGCUGGUUUUUAUUAUGGUGUAUUAUGGGAAUGAUCAUCAGAUGAAGCUGUGUAAGUGCUGUAAGGUAGUAUUUGUUCUGAUUGCAACAUAUUAUACUGAAGUUUUUUUUCGUGCACUAGUAGAGAAGGAACGAGUACAGUUUAUAAUCGAAUCAAUUACAAUCUCAAUCAGUUCAAAAACACGUUCUAAGCAGCGUUGCUUCCGACACUGCCAAGGCAAGUAUCAUCCUCGGAGAAGCUUGAUCCCGCCAUCGAAUUUGGAAGACCGGAUGCAAGUCGCCCGAACGCGUUCAUCCAUGAUGCAUGUGCGCACCUUAAGGGAUCGUGUUGGCUAGCUUUUUUGGUUAUGAAUACAUCACUUCUGAUGGUAGUCUUCAUCUGCUUCUAUUUUUCUAAAGGAGUCUUCAUACUUUCGUAACUAAGUACUUCAGACAUAAGAGUAGUUCGUUAUUAGAGACAUGCCUUCCUCUAAUCAAAAGCAGACGCUCCAUCGAUGGAAAAAGUGUUUCAGUCGAAGUGGAAAGUGUCGUUGACGGUGGGAGUUCUUAUGAUGAUCAGGAUAUGAAGUUUGUUCACCUUAAUUGUACAACUACAACAUAGAUAGUACUUUUUUAUAAGUCGAAGUGUAGCUGCGACGGAACACCGGUGCUGUCUGGUAUGGAGAUAUGUUCUACGACAUGAUGAACAAGAAAUGACUAAUCUUCAUCCUCUCCACCACCCAAGGCUCUAAUCCUUCUCCACCACCUCCUGCGUCGAGCUACGGAGGCAAACGAGUGUCGAUAAGCUCGGAAGCGAUGAAGAUUUUGACAGGGAGCGACUCUCCUUAGCAGAAUGUCCCGAGAUACCGGCUGCUGUCUCUCAUGGUAUCGGGUGCCUCGUUUUUGCCUGUUUUGCUUGUUUUCUGGCGUCGAACACGUUGGUAGGUGUGGAUAUGAACUUGGCGCUAUCGUCUUCUUCGACUGGCGGAUUAGCCCUUUCAGAGACAACUACAGCAACAGGUCGUGUAGAAGUCCCAGCUAUCUUCUCCUUCACUCUGGGGAACUCUGUAUCCGAUAUGUGGAACGCAAAAUGCUACGCUUUUGCGGUUGCGAUCCUGCUCUUUAGUGGUGUUUGGCCGUACUUGAAACUGUUUGUAGUAUUGAUUUCUUGGUACAAGCGCCCGUUGCCGCCGUUGCCGAGAGGUAUGGGAAAAGGGUCUGAGCUUGAGGUAGGCAUUCUUGUAGUGUGGACACAAGAGUAUCUUCGUGCUGUGGAAGCACGGUAUUCUCGUGCUAGGAGCUAACUUGUUCUAAUUGCUCUACUUGCUGAGUGUUGUCGUUUCUAAUACCCGGGUCAUCUCGUGGCUGCGCUUCACAACGGUCCGCCGAGAGCGGAUGUUGGAAUUUCUGGAUGCUAGUGGGAAAUUGGGAUUGGUCGACUCGUUCGUCUUGGUAGUGUUUGCAGCGUCCUUUCGCUUCGUCUGGCGCGUGGAUGCCACCGAGAUGGGAAUCCAGAUCAAAUACGGGGUAUUUCAUACGUUUGUGGUGGUUUCUAUUUUGUGUUUUCAUAACCUAUUCAUUUUUUGAAGAAAACAAUUCGGUUUAAUUAAUCUGCCGGAGACGUUACUCACGUCGUUAAGCAGUCGGUCUCAAGUAGCUGCCGUGUCUCUACUCGGGUCACAACGGAACCAGGCAGCUGUUACAGUUGCUACGUGGUUCGAAUGUAGUGUGGUUGGAAUCUUCUAAACCCCUGGAGUGGGUACAUUCAUUCAUUCAUAACCUAUUCAUUUUUUUGAAGUACUAUUCAUGUCCUAGAAAAAGCUGAUGUGAAGUUAGUACUAAAUGGGACAAAAAAAUGAUGAUGAAAGCUGAUCAUGUGAACCACCAUUGUCAAUUUUGACGACGUAGCUCUUCAACCUGCCGUGUGUCCCCUGAACAAAAACCAACAUCAUUUCCAGCUUUCCUUCUUCGUCUUCGUGUUUGCGACGAUAGUGAGCCUCAUACUGGGUCACGUGGUUCUCUUCGUGCAUCGGCACGUGUUGAGUCAGCACAUUCGAAAGGGAGGCCUUGGGCGAGCGCCACUUCGAAGACUAGUGCGGGCUUCGGAAAUGAAGGAUAGGUCUAUCUUAUGACAAUGACAGCUAGACCAAACUUAAAUAAGUUGGUAAAAAUUUUCGGACUUGUAAUUCUAGUUAUUCUCAUCAUUGUGAUUCCGCAUCGUUCCGUUGUAAUGUGCUGUAAAAAUAGGUACCUCUAUUUCUUCUACAACAGCCUACUUCUCGAGGACCCAUCUUCUCAUAACCUCUUUCAUCUCCCGUCAUCGGUUUAUUCGUGUUGCUCUACGUGCAAGUGAUGUGCGUGUCUUGGCCCAUCGUGACCUUCGAGUUUGGCGGUGCUGCGGGAGUCAUGAACGCACUAGGAAACCUGCCUAAUCGUGUCACUUGCAGUCUGCGAGACCUGGUUUCGGGACUAUCGGCAGCGCCAGCGAGGGUGAAUUUUGAUUGGAACAAACAAGUUGUUCAGGGAGAAGAGGAGAUAAUGGGGUCGCCGUCUUGGUUGGGAGAACGACGUUUGAGUAUGAGCUCUAGAUCUUCCUGGGUCGGACCGCAAUCGAGCACAUUCACACCCCGUUCCGAACAAACGAGUAGCUUCGCAGGGUCCUCGACUUCUCCACCUUUUCCACCUGGUGGCACCUCAGCAUUGCUGAUCUCGUUGAUUCAAAUGGCAGUCUUCCUCUUUGGCGUGUUAAUACAUGGAGUUUUUUUGGUUGUACUGCUCUUGCUGUGGACGAAGCCGGUGUCUGCAAGAUUGCACUACUUGAUUUUCGUCACUGCGCAGACGUUGCGGGCAUGGGCUGCGACGGACGUGUUUGCACUGUCGGUUGUUUAUGAUAAAAGAAGACCCACUUUCUAGACGCGCGUCCUCGCAGUGUUGACCGUACAUUGAUUUCGAACACGUUGUUCUUCGGCCAUUUUAUCGUCGCAGGAAAUGUUUCGUCUUGACGGUGAUUCUGUACAAUCACCUGAGACGUAAUGAUGAUGAUGAAGUAACUGCGCGUGCCAAUAACGUGUCUUCCCCCCACUGCACAACCGAUCUCCCCCCUCUCUUUCAUAUUCCCCUCGCUUCUUCGCAGUGCAGUUCUUUCGUCCAGUUUAUUCUCCAGUACGGAACGUUAAGUACGCUGUGCAACGCUGUGGAGGAGAAUUCUGGGGUGCCUUGUUUCACCGUCGACGCCGCAGUACAUUGGCGAACGGUAUUUUGGCUUAUUGUUGCGGCUGUAGGGACACAAGUCGUGGCAGUGGUAAUCUUCAGGGAUGUGAGUCAGGUGCUCAGCGAAGAAAGGCGGACGAGCGUGCUGGAAAUGUUGUGA